Messenger RNA from Amphimedon queenslandica, 1930 nucleotides. Its product is annotated as kinesin-like protein KIF16B. The annotation marks the transcript as partial. Gene Ontology annotation, molecular function: microtubule binding; ATP binding; microtubule motor activity. The record is from RefSeq and is a predicted model, not a curated record. Gene Ontology annotation, biological process: microtubule-based movement. The transcript is spliced from 23 exons. NCBI's taxonomy places the organism in Eukaryota, Metazoa, Porifera, Demospongiae, Haplosclerida, Niphatidae.
CCCACUUUCUUUGGGCUUUGGUUCGAGCUUUGUGUGAAGCACUUCUCUUGUCUGUGAAAGUUAGGAAGCGCCUAGUCACACAAAAGGUACAGGAGCAAUGGCCAAUAUCAAAGUAGCUGUGAGAGCAAGACCUCUUUUGUCUAGAGAGCUCGAGUCUCAGAGUCCUAUUGUGUUAGAUAUAAAAGGACAGUCGACUAUUCUUUUUAAAAGUGAGGCAGCUGUAGCUGUGGGUGAAAUGAGGGAUGCCUCUAAAGAAUUUAUAUACGAUCACUCCUAUUGGUCCGUUAGUUCUGAUGACUCUCACUUCGCCUCUCAGGAACAAAUAUUCUCAGAUCUUGGCCACCAUAUCUUGAACUCAGCCUUUGAAGGCUACAACGGCUGCAUAUUUGCAUAUGGGCAGACAGGGAGUGGAAAGACUUACACAAUGAUGGGAAAUGAGCAAUCUCCUGGCCUCAUACCAAGAAUUUGUGAUGGGCUAUUCAAAGGAAUGAAGAAGAACCCCAACCAAGUAUCUUAUAAAGUAGAAGUCAGUUAUAUGGAGAUUUACAAUGAGAAAGUGAGAGACUUGUUGAAAAUGUCGGUUCCUAGUUCGAAUUCGCCUCAACACAAUCUUAAAGUUAGAGAACAUCCAAAAGAAGGACCCUACGUUGAAAAUCUGAGCAGGCAUCAAGUCUCUGACUACCAAGCUAUAGAAGAACUAAUAUCCAUUGGAAACAGUUUCAGAGUUACAGCUGCUACCAAGAUGAAUGAUGUGAGCAGUCGCUCGCAUGCCAUCUUUACCAUCACUUUUAUGCAAGCAAAAUAUUCACAUGACAUACCCAGUGAAACCGUCAGUAAAAUUCACCUGGUGGAUUUAGCUGGAAGCGAGAGAGCUAGUCAAACAGGUGCUGAGGGCCAGAGAUUGAAAGAAGGAGGGAACAUAAACAAGUCGCUGGUAUGUCUGGGUAAUGUCAUUCAAGCCUUAGCCGAAGCUUCCUCAAGCUCAAAGAAGAAGAAUCGUUUCAUACCGUACAGGGACUCUACACUGACCUGGCUACUCAAAGACAGUCUGGGAGGGAAUUCAAAAACAAUUAUGAUAGCAACUGUGUCACCUUGUCAAUACAGUUAUGCUGAGACGCUUAGUACAUUGAGAUACGCCAGCAGAGCCAAGAACAUUGUCAAUAAGCCGAAAAUAAAUGAAGAUGAAAAUGUCAAACUGAUUAGAGAGUUACGAGAAGAAAUCAAGCGCUUAAUGGGCAUCAUUUCAAACACAGACGUGGAGAGCACACUACAUUUAGCAGUGGAUUUACAUAACAAAGAGGAAAAGAUCCAAUCCCUUACAAGAAGCUGGGCAGGGAAAUGGGGAGACAUUCAAAAGAUUAUUGAAGAGCGUGAUCUAGCACUGAGAAGUGAAGGAGUGAAAAUGACAGUUGCUUCUGAGCAGCCUCACUUGCUGGGGGUGGAUGAAGAUCGGUUUGGUGCCGGGGUAGUGCUCUACUAUCUAAAAAGUGGUGACACUACUAUUGGACAUGUUGAUGCCCCCAUUGAGAAUGAUAUCAGUUUUAAAUCUGAGAGUAUAGCUAAUUUUCAUUGCAAGAUUACACUGCUGGAUUAUGGAGAGUCUGUCUACCUUCACAAACUUGAGGGCCUAUCUUUUGUCAAUCAAAUACCAGUCGAACAGGAUGAGCCUGUAAAACUGUCACACAGUGAUACAUUGAAGCUGGGCAGUAAUACUUAUCUUAGAUUUAAUAAUCCUCAGGAAGCUAUGAAACUUAAAGAAGAAGCAUCACCAAUGGGAACAAAUAACAACACUUCCAAUGGCUCAUUUGCUUCAGCUGUCUGGAGCCCAUUAAUGAACACUUCUUCAAACUCACUGAUACAGACACUUGAGCAAGAAAGGGAUGCUUUACGUAAACGACAGGAGGACAUAGAGCACGAGUAUGAGGAUAAA